Vicia villosa (hairy vetch) is the source of this 1052-nucleotide messenger RNA. Its product is annotated as transcription factor BEE 1-like. Gene Ontology annotation, cellular component: nucleus. Gene Ontology annotation, molecular function: protein dimerization activity; DNA-binding transcription factor activity. Gene Ontology annotation, biological process: regulation of DNA-templated transcription. The record is from RefSeq and is a predicted model, not a curated record. The transcript has 6 exons. Lineage: Eukaryota; Viridiplantae; Streptophyta; Magnoliopsida; Fabales; Fabaceae. The coding region runs from base 47 to 880 and encodes 277 amino acids.
UAUUACAAAGUAAUAAUAAACUCCUUAGAAGAAAAAAAAAUCACAUAUGGCUGAAUUCACAGAAAAUUUUCAAAAUAUUAUUAGACCCUCUUUUCCUUUUCUUGAUUCUGAUCAAAGCAUGGAACUCUUGAAUCAAUUCAUGGAGAAUUCUAACAUGAACAUGAUGCAGAAUUUGAUGCCUUUUUCUUGUGACAACAACAUCUUGGAACAUCAUCAACAUCAACAAGAACAAGAACAUGUGUUUCCACGAAACUUGGAAGAGAAUUUUCAUGGUCUUGUUCAUCAUCAUCAUGUUAAUAGUCACAACAAUGCAGUUCAAGUUUCACUUCAAGAUUUUCAAGAAAACAAAGUUCAUGAUGGUAAUAAUAAAAAGAGGAAAAUGAUGGAUUUUCAAGAGACUAGUUCGGCGAAUUCAACUCCUGCGGUUUCUGAAAGUGGAAGCAAAACAAAACUUAGUGGUGGAAGAGGAAAAAAAAUGAAAAGCUAUGAAACAGAAGAAGAAAAAGCAAAGGAAGUUGUUCAUGUUAGAGCAAGAAGAGGUCAAGCUACUGAUAGUCACAGUUUAGCAGAAAGGGUAAGAAGAGGAAAAAUCAAUGAGAAAUUGAGAUGCUUGCAGAAUAUUGUUCCAGGAUGUUACAAGACCAUGGGAAUGGCAGUAAUGUUGGAUGAAAUCAUAAACUAUGUUCAGUCAUUGCAGCAUCAAGUUGAGUUUCUUUCAUUGAAGCUUACUGCAGCAAGUACUUAUUAUGACUUCAAUUCAGAGGCAGAUGAUUUAGAAACAAUGCAGAGAGCAAGAGCAUCUGAGGCAAAGGAAUUGGCAAUGUAUAAGAGAGAAGGAUAUGGUGGAAUUUCAUGCUUUCAACCAACUUGGCCACUUUGAAUUUUAAUUUUGGAUGAUUUUAACUUUUCACAAAGUUAUUAUAUAUACAAGAAAUGAAAAUGUUUGAUUGUUUUCAAUAGCUAUAUAAGCACACAAGUGGAUGAUAUUCUUGUUUCAAAGAGGUGUAAAAAUCAAAUGGAAAGUUAAUAAUAGCUAGCUACAUAUUAUAUAA